AUGGUGGGCCACCGUCACCACCGCAAGCGACCUGAACUCAUUGCAAAUCACGUUAAGCGGGAGGCAAUGGCAGUCGCGCUUGUACCGAAACCAAAUGUUACUUCGCCCCUUUGGGAGCAUUUCGGCGUUCAGCCAAAUGAAAAGGGGGAACCAGCUAAUUUAGAUGAGGCAGUGUGUAAAAUGUGCGGCAAAAAGAUCCAAGUAAAACGAGGAAACACUUCGAAUUUAAGGUCUCAUCUAGCAAGCAACCAUCCAGCUAUAGAAGCGAGACCCCCUCCUACCACACCGAGUAGCGCAGCAGCUCAUGUCGGUGCCAGCCGACAGCUUGGAGUGGCCGCAGCCUUUGCUCGAGUUGCCAAGUACAGCAUUGAAAGUGACAGACAUAAACGCCUAACAGACGCUGUUACACGGUAUUUGGUCGAGGAGAUGGUGCCGUUUACCACGGUGGAGAAACCGGCAUUCAAGUCGCUGCUUCUGAAAUUUGACAAGCAAUACGAGUUGCCAGGGAAAACAUACUUCUCAGAAACUGCUGUCCCGAAAAUGUACAAUACAGUCAGAGCCUCGAUUCAGAGUGAGCUACAAAAUGUGGACUAUUUCUCUGCCACCACUGACAUGUGGUCAAGCAUAAAUAUGACUCCUUACAUGAGUCUAACUGUUCACUACCUGACCACAGACUGGAUUCUAAAAUCACGCUGCCUCGAAACAGUGUUUAUGCCCCAGAAUCACACAUCCGACAACAUCGCAGAAGCUCUCCGCAGCGCAUUUGACGAGUGGUCCCUGGAUGAGAAGAAGCUGGCAUGCAUAACAACUGACAACGGGGCAAACAUCAUCGCAGCAGUGAGAAAAUUGAGCUGGACAUGGCUGAACUGCUUCGGACAUAAUUUACAUCUGGCAGUUACAAAUGCAAUGGCAAGCGUUAAAGAUCGCACAGCCCGAGCAAUGGGUCUGUGCCAUACCUUGGUGGGUGCGUUCUCCCAGAGCUGGCUGAAGAGGAGAGAUCUGGCAAGAGCGCAAGCGGAGCUUCAAAUCCCGCAGCACGGGCUGAUCAUGGACUGUCCUACAAGAUGGGGCUCCAAACAAAAAAUGGUGGACCGAGUCUUGGCACAAACCCCAGCUAUAAAAAGAGUUCUGGAUGAUCGGCGGCAUCAGCAUCUCAUUCCUAGCUGGCAGGACAUUGCAGUUUUGGAAUCGGUGAACGCAGCAUUGAAGCCAGCGGCUGAAUUUACGGAUCUGCUGUCUGGCGACACGUAUGUCACGGUCUCAUCCAUCAAACCCGUCCUAAAACUCCUCACUGAAGAUGUUUUAAAACCAUCGGAUGAGGACACCACUCUCACCUCGGACAUCAAGCGGAAGAUGUGCAGUGUUCUCGAGGAGAAGUACAGACCAGCUGCCCUACAAAAAACUUUGGCAAAGGCCUGCUUCCUGGACCCAAGAUAUCGUGGCAACAGUUUUGAUGAUGACACGGAGGAGACAAAGUGCGAGCUGAUUGAGGAAAUAUUAGACAUGGAGGACGGAGGGAGCGGUGCCAGUGCGUCGGCUGCUGCACAACAGGAGGCGCAAACAGCGGUGCCACCAGCGGCUAAAAAGAAAACCCUUGGAGACCUGCUGAAGCCACGGACAACCACCUCUGCAACUAUACCCAAGAGAGUUCGAGCCGACACCGAGCUCACACGGUACCUCCAGGAGGACCCCAUAGACUCAAAUGCAGACCCACUCGCAUGGUGGCGCGACAACCAGGGUAGAUUUCCUCUCCUCUUUAAAGUCGCCCGCAAGUACAUGUGCAUUUGCGCAACGAGCGCACCAUCUGAGAGAUCCUCUCUAAAACCACAUAAGGUGAAUAUGCUGGUUUUCCUCGCACGCAACAAGGACAUGACCCAGGUAUAA
Messenger RNA from Notolabrus celidotus (New Zealand spotty), 1884 nucleotides. Its product is annotated as zinc finger BED domain-containing protein 1. The record is from RefSeq and is a predicted model, not a curated record. The transcript has 2 exons. Lineage: Eukaryota; Metazoa; Chordata; Actinopteri; Labriformes; Labridae. Bases 1 to 1884 code for a protein of 627 amino acids. Gene Ontology annotation, molecular function: protein dimerization activity; DNA binding.